Molecule: messenger RNA, 2110 nt
Organism: Ornithorhynchus anatinus (platypus)
Lineage: Eukaryota; Metazoa; Chordata; Mammalia; Monotremata; Ornithorhynchidae
Gene: NKD2
Product: NKD inhibitor of WNT signaling pathway 2
Exons: 10
Coding region: 89-1483 (464 amino acids)
Biological process (GO): negative regulation of Wnt signaling pathway
Cellular component (GO): cytoplasm
Molecular function (GO): calcium ion binding
Source: RefSeq, a predicted model, not a curated record
UCCCUGGCCGGGGGGCUGCGACGACCCCCUGCGCGCUCCGCUCCGCUCCGGGCCUCCCUCCCCCUCUUGGAUUACAAAUCCGCCCCGAAUGACCCAACGGGACCGCGGCCAUGGGGAAACUCCAGUCCAAGCCCGGACAGCAGCGGCGGCCAUCAGGAGGAGAGAGAAUCCCGAAGGGGACAGCUUCGUGGCCAACUCCUACAGCAGCAGCCGGAAAGGCUUGGAAGAGGGAGACAGAUUCAGCGGCCUGGAGCAUAAAGCCAAGGACAGGCAGGAGCUACUGAAUGGAGAGCUGAAAGAAGGACAUUUUCGGGAAGACCAAUGCCCCCUGGAGGUGAUCCUUCCUCCUGAAAAAGAAGCAUGUGAGGGCUACUUGCAAUCCCUGAAUGCAGAAGAAGGAGAAAAAUUAGGAAAUAAGGAUGCCAGUCGAGGAACAGGGAAGAAGCGGUUAAACAUUGAGGAACUCCAGUGUGAUGUGUCGGUGGAAGAUGACAACCGUCAAGAAUGGACCUUUACGCUCUAUGACUUUGACAACAGUGGAAAAGUAACCAAAGAGGAUAUGUCCAGUUUAAUGCACACCAUUUACGAAGUUGUGGAUGCUUCGGUGAACCAUUCCUCUCACAACAGUAAGACGCUCAGAGUGAAGCUGACGGUCAGCCCGGAGCCUUCUGGGAAAAGGAAGGGUGGUCUCGGCCCCAGCCAAGAUCGGGAAACGAGUCGCUGUAAAACCGAAGGGGAGCACGCUGAAGAGAUGAGGACGGCAGACAAAAGGCUGUCUGCCCACGUCAGAAGGCCGAACCCCGACCACCACCACUACGGCGUGCGGGAGCAGUACUGUGUGGACGAAAACACUGAGCGGAGGAACCAUUACCUCGACCUUGCUGGAAUUGAGAACUACACUUCCAAAUUCGGGCCAGGUUCCCCUCCGACACAGCCCAAGCAGGACCACCACGGGAAGGGCAGCCACGCCCAGAGCCACCCUCGCCCGCCGGAGGCAGACGCCCACCCCGGUCACCACAGGAGGUCCCAGGUGCUGGCCGAGUACCCGGGGCCGCCGGCCGAGCCCCCCGCCCGGGCGUGGGAGGGGCCGCAGCGGCUGAGGGGCCAGGAGAGGCCGUUCCUCAAGUCGCCCAAGGGCUCCGGGAAAAACCCGGCCUCGGCGGGCGGAAACGGCGGGCCGAAGUCGGCCAAAGCGUCUAGCUACUACGGGCCCGGGCCGCCCGUCCAAGCAGGGCCGGACGGGUACCACCUCCAGCAGCAGCCGUACAGCCACAAGAAAUCCCGGCAGAAGGCCAAAGACGCCCACUCCCCGCUCAGAGCCACUCACGCCCAGCCCGCCGUCUUGGAGCACGAGGUCACGCGAGACCUCCCCCCGGUGCUGACCAACGAGGGCUACGUCAUUCCCGUGAUCCAGAGACAUGAGCACCACCACCACCACGAACAUCACCAUCACCACCACUACCACCACUAUCACCAGUCCUGAGGAAGAGGGACGAGGCUGCUUAAAUCCUUUGGGACGGGCGGAGCCGGGGAAUUCGAGGAUUACGGUGUCGCGGAUCCCUUCUCCGGAAGGCGGUGUUGGAAAGCGCCGAACCGAUGCCUGUUUUUCACUUAACAACAACAACAAAAUUCAGAUUUACAUAAGGAUAUCCUUUCUUUUAUAUACAAUGUUCAGCUCUAGAUCUCAGGUGUACGAGCAGUUUGGAAGCUGCGCCCAGAUACUCUCCAGAGAAAUCCUUGUUUUUUUUAAUACUGUAAAAACUAACUAUGUUUUUAAUGAACAUGUUUGAUGCCACUGCUGUUUUUCAGUUAUAAUGCUGUUUUAUGUAAUCCAUAAAAAUCAUAUAUAUUUGUAGAGAAAAAAAAAUUUAUACCUGCUUCUGUUUAUAAUUCCAAAGAGAGGCCUUCUUUUUUGGUAAAAUAAUCUCGGUCCCGAUGUUCUUCAGCUAUUUUUCUCACGGCUUUGGGGUUUCCUAUUGGUGCUCACACAAUUUUUUUUUUUUGUACAAGUCAGUAGUUAUCCUAUAGAUUGCGAGUGAAUGUAACACGUUGUAACCUUUGAAAAUAAUUUAUUCAUUAUUAAAUUCCAACGCCGAUGGUUUUACUUACA